Molecule: messenger RNA, 888 nt
Organism: Microthlaspi erraticum
Lineage: Eukaryota; Viridiplantae; Streptophyta; Magnoliopsida; Brassicales; Brassicaceae
Source: the annotation of a GenBank genome assembly
AUGUUCCACAAGACUUCAACCAAGGACUACUCAUACCCAACCAACCAAGAUUGGGAUAUGAAGGAAAUGCUCCAACAACUCCUACAAGGGCAAGCCAAAGGUUCUGUGGAAAUGAACAACAAGCUGGUUGAGAUACACUCUAAACUAGAGUCAUUGACUUCAAGAGUCCAAAUCAUUGAGUCUUCAAGUGCAUCAUCCUCUUCACCACAAGAAACUCGAUCGAGCUGGAAAACUGAGACACUGCAAGACAAACCAGAGCUCGAUCGAGCUCAGAAGAGAACAGACAAAGCAAACUCCAGCCAACCAGCUAAACCUGUUGCAAAGAAGAAAGACACUCCAGCAGGACCACCACCAUACAAACCCCCUCUGCCCUUUCCAGGAAGGUUCAAGAAACAACUGUUGGAAGCACACAAGGCCAAGUUUGAUGAACUAAUGAGACAGCUUGAGCUGAAGUUGCCCUUCAUCGACGCCUUGAUGCUCAUUCCACCUUAUCAGAAAUUUCUGAAGGAUGCUGUUCAGCAAAGAACCAGGGAAGCACAAGGGAUGGUAGUGUUGACUCGCGAGUGCAGUGCAAUCAUUCAGCGGAAGGUCAUCUCCGACAAAAAGGAAGAUCCGGGGAGUUUCACUUUGCCCUGCAUGUUGGGACCCCUAUCUUUCAAAAACAGCCUCUGCGAUCUAGGAUCAUCUGUCAGCCUCAUGCCUUUGUCUGUAGCAAAGAGACUGGGAUAUCACAAGUACCAAGCCUGCGGAAUCUCACUAGUCUUGGCAGAUAGAUCGAUAAGGUUACCAACUGGAAUGCUUGAAGACCUGCCUUUGAGGAUAGGGAAUGUAGAAAUCCCCACCGACUUCAUUGUGCUUGGAUGGAUGAGGAACCAACAGAUCCAUUGA